AUGUCGACGACGGAACCCGAAGAACUCCAAGGAGAGCCACGGUGGUCUAGUAUUCGCUAUGCACCUCACCCUCUUCCUGCAAAGUGGUCAAGCAUUAUAGACGAGAAGCUAACGCUACUAGUAACGCAGUCUACAGCUAGCGGUGAAAGAUUUCCUGUUGGUGUUAAUUGGCUAGAAGUCUCACGCGUGGUGCGACGUUCUCCCGUGGACUGUGUAAAGCGCUAUGCGUUUUUACAUGAUGUUCGUGAGCAAUACGAAGCAUUAGAAGGAGAACAGGAGGGAGUAGAGGAAAUUAAGGAGCUAGAAGAAGAGCUUGAAGAGUUUUUGUUGGAAAGUGGGGAUGAAUAUACCGACGAACAGUCUCUCAGCAACUUUGUGACGCCUGUGACUUCACCCAAAUUGCAGUCAGUAGACACAUUCGAAGCGUUUGUGAGAAGCAGAUCAACUUCCCCUGAUUCUCCACCACCAUUUGCUGUCACUCGACCUGCUGCGAAGCAGCCAGGUACUGAUGUUACAGGAGGAAGUCCAUUCAGAUGGGAGAGUUUGGUGAGUGACCCUAAUUACACAGCACCAAUGCUUAAUUCUCCACCGAGUUUGCACCAGAAACAACGCACUCGAAGUGGCUAUGAUGUGAAGAAUGAUGAAUCAAGGGAAAUAUUCUUGGUGUCAUCGCGGAGAAUAUCACCCCAAGGAUCUAUAUCACCUUCCUACUCGGAGGGCCAAGGUGACGAAAUGGAAGCUAACGCGAAUUAUACUGCAUCAGUUCUCGCACAUGCCUUCAAGGGACUGAAAUUGGGAGCCGUGCCACGCCACUUGGGUUCACCUCUUAUUGGUUCUCCUCGUCUAAGCCGAAAGAUCUCGAAUAUAGAGUAUCCAUUCUUGAAAGAGGAGGACAUUUCUACUCGCGAAUCCGUGCCAAGUAGUAGCUUUCAUGGAAUCGGAGGAUACGAAGCUAGAGCUGCGGCAGCGCCAUUUUUGAAUGAUGCCUACAAAGCGGACGAUGCAGCCGCUGGAGAUCUGCAGCGUCAAAUGAACGCGCGCUUAAUGCGCAUGUCUGCUAUGUCUUCACUCCACGGCGACAACCCAUUCUCGGGCUCAAUUACCCAGUCAGCGCUGGAAGAUGCUUUUUUAGAUAUGGCUGGCUCGCGUUUAGAUGCUUCCAGUGUUCUUUUGAGCAGUUCAGCAAGUCCUGAAGCUGAGCCCCAAGAUCGUUUUAAGCAACAAAUUGAAAUGGAUCGUACGGGUGCACAAAAUUCUACCUCCAAGUUGACAUAA
This is a messenger RNA of Peronospora belbahrii, 1275 nucleotides long. Lineage: Eukaryota; Oomycota; Peronosporomycetes; Peronosporales; Peronosporaceae. The record is from the annotation of a GenBank genome assembly.